AUCCCUCUAGCUACCUCGGAUAGAGAAAUGGUUGAGUGGUUUCUCAACCAUGGUGCCGAUCCCAAUGCCCGUUGCGUGUGGGAUUUCACCCCCACGUCUCAAGCCGUGUACGAGGCUCCUCUGGAACUUAUAGAUUAUUUGUUCUCUCGAGGGGCCGACGCCCGCUGUGGCCAACUCCUCCAGCAUGCCGUCCAUAGGGGCAAACCCGAUGCUCUGGACGUGGUUCGUCGGCUUGUGGAGCGAGGUGCACCGAUCAAUGAAGUCAAAUAUGAAAAGGAACCGAAAGUGUAUUGGGAGCGUAAGCCAUUUGGCCUGGGGACACCACUUCAUCGAGCCGCAGAGUUAGGCAAGGGAGACAUCGUCGAGUACUUGUUAGAGCAAGGAGCUGAUCCUUUAAAACUGGAUAGUAGAGGGAAAACACCACGCUUCUGGGCACAGAAAAAUAACUAUAUAGGGAUAGCUAGAAUUCUCCUUGAAGCAGAAGUUAGUCCAUCCAGCAUGCGACUUUGUUCCUUGGAGACUAGCAAUUUAGAGCAGCUAUGA
This is a messenger RNA of Trematosphaeria pertusa, 543 nucleotides long. RefSeq names its product ankyrin. Gene Ontology annotation, molecular function: protein binding. The record is from RefSeq and is a predicted model, not a curated record. Lineage: Eukaryota; Fungi; Ascomycota; Dothideomycetes; Pleosporales; Trematosphaeriaceae. The annotation marks the transcript as partial. The transcript has a single exon.